AAACCCGUUUUUUUUUUUUUUUUAAAUGAGCGUCUUCUGGUUGGAUGACGGCGAGUCUUAAAAGUUUCUUCAGGAUAGACCAGCUCCCUUCAGACGCAUCUGGACCACAGCAGCAGCAGGACCGAGUCAUGGAGACUUAAACCCACCAACCCAUGUACGCGACGGUGUCACUGGCUCUGUUUCCCGUGGAGAGCACCCGCCGCCCGCACACAUACACACACACACACGUACAGCCCCUCUCCCACCACGGUGAGAGCGCACAGCGGGUGGGGGAACCAAAAUGAACAUCCAGGUUGUGCCCGAACACAAGCUCUCGUCGGUGGCCCCGCUCAAGCAAUGCAACGUGGAGAAAAAGGAGGUCGAGCUCUUGCUGGUGAAGGACCAGAACGGCGUCCAGUACACCAGCUCGUCCAUCGCCCCGGCGCCCGGUCGACAUGCGGGGCCGCCCGGAUCCAUGUCCGAGGAGGAGCGGGAAACAUGGGGCAAGAAAAUUGACUUUCUGCUGUCUGUCAUUGGCUUUGCGGUUGACUUGGCCAAUGUCUGGAGAUUCCCUUACCUGUGCUACAAAAAUGGAGGGGGAGCCUUUUUGAUCCCUUACAUUCUUUUCUUGGUCAUCGCGGGAAUGCCAUUGUUCUACAUGGAGCUGGCUCUGGGCCAGUACAACAGAGAGGGGGCGGCCACCCUGUGGAAGAUAUGCCCCGUCUUUAAAGGUGUGGGCUACACAGUGAUCGUCAUUGCCCUAUACGUGGGCUUCUACUACAACGUCAUCAUCGCCUGGUCGCUCUACUACCUGUUCUCCUCCAUGACCGGAGAACUGCCGUGGCUCAAGUGCAACAACAGCUGGAACAGCCCCAACUGCACCGACCCCAAGGGCAUCAACGGAUCCGUCCUGGGCAACGGAACCUCGUACGCGAAGUACAAGAUCACGCCGGCGGCAGAGUACUAUGAACGGGGUGUCCUGCAUCUCCAUGAGAGCAGAGGAAUCGAGGAUCUUGGCCUCCCUCGCUGGGAGCUGUCGUUGUGCCUGGUGGUGGUGCUCUUCAUCCUCUACUUCAGCUUGUGGAAAGGCGUCAAGUCCUCGGGGAAGGUGGUCUACAUCACGGCCACCAUGCCGUACGUGGUCCUGUUUGUGCUGCUGAUCCGAGGAAUCACCCUGCCGGGGUCCAUGGACGGCAUCCGGGCGUACCUCCACAUCGACUUCAAGAGGCUAAACAAUCUGGAGGUGUGGAUCGAUGCAGCCACCCAGAUAUUUUACUCACUAGGCGCAGGAUUUGGGGUGCUCAUCGCGUUUGCUAGCUACAACAAAUUUGACAACAACUGCUACAGGGAUGCCCUGUUGACCAGUACGGUCAACUGCGUCACCAGUUUCUUCUCAGGGUUUGCCAUCUUUUCCGUGCUCGGGUACAUGGCGUACAAACACGGUGUGAAGAUAGAAGACGUGGCGACGGAGGGGGCAGGAUUGGUGUUCAUCAUCUACCCAGAGGCCAUUUCCACCCUCCCUGGCUCGACAUUUUGGGCUAUUGUGUUCUUCAUCAUGCUGCUGACUCUUGGCAUCGACAGCUCAAUGGGCGGCAUGGAGGCGGUCCUCACAGGCUUGACGGACGACUAUAAGAUCCUCAAGAGGAACAGGAAGCUCUUCACCUUCGCCACAGCCUUCGGGACCUUCCUGCUCGCCCUGCUUUGCAUUACAAAUGGUGGAAUCUACGUGCUGACCCUGUUAGACAAAUACGCCGCUGGGACCUCCAUCUUGUUUGCAGUGUUGAUCGAGGCCAUCGGGGUGUCAUGGUUCUACGGUGUGGACCGCUUCAGCGAAGACAUUGAGCGAAUGAUGGGAUUCAAGCCAGGACUGUACUGGAGGCUGUGCUGGAAAUUUGUCAGCCCAGCUUUUCUUCUGUUUGUGGUCAUCGCCAGCACGCUGACCUCAUCAGGCCUCAAGUAUGACGAGUACGUCUUUCCCAGUUGGGCCAACGUCAUUGGCUGGGGCGUGGCCAUGUCCUCCAUGCUGUUUGUCCCGUGCUACGCCGUGUACAAAUUCUGCAGCGUCCCAGGAACCUUCAGAGAGAAGCUGGCCUACUGCAUCACUCCCGAACACGAACAUCACUUGGUUGCAGAAGGAAACGUACGACAGUUUAAACUCAGGCACUGGUUGGCCAUUUGAUGAACACCCACACUCCUCGCAUCCAUCCAUCCAUCCAUCCAUCCAUCCUUGCAUCUGUCACUGUGGAGUCAACCAGGCAACGAGGCCGGGCCUUUCGCUUUUUGUUUUCGUAGCAUAACUUUUUAUUUUCAGCAGUUAGCUUCUAGCACUUGAUAUCAGAGAGUGGAAAACUCAUUAGAUAGCUGACACGUUAGAAAAUACCCUAAAUGCUCUAAUUAUACCCGAGGUGUGACUCAUCCACAAAGAGGACGAUAAAUUGGAAGCGGAGAGGCUGUUAUUAAUGAUUUGGCGUGCUUGACAAAAAAACCCAAAACAUAGCGGUCUUUGACCACCACAUGGCAAUUUGUUAACAACACAGCAGCAACAGAACCAAUGUUGUAAUAGUGUUAAGGUGCAAACUCAACCAGCAUCAAUACUGCUUGAGAGUUGAUUGUAAAGAACAGUGCCACAAGUGUGACACGAGUUUCCCACCAACCACAUUUCAAAGCGCAUGCAGAGGUAGAUAAAGCUGCCGGGUAUGGAUCACUCAUCAUACUUCAAAUGCAUCUGCUCCCAAUCUUGUUGGGUGGAUUAAAACAACAACAAAACAGAAAAAAGCGACAUUGCCUGCAGCCCUUUUUGUUUUUACCUGGCACUAAUAAAAGGCCCCGUAGUUAUUUGCUACCCGGCGAAUAUCGCAGACUUGGCCAUUUAUUGAAUAGAGGCGUUAAUUGGUGCAUUUAUGGUAAUUAUUUAUUUUUUUAAAUUCAAUUAACGUUAACAAUGUUGACUGUUAUCUCCUGGAAGGCACCGAAUCAAACAUUUAAACCAAAAGCUACAUUUUCUGUGUAUUUUUACACAGAAAAUCCACAUGUUAUUUUUUUCUAACCUGUGUGGAUGUUAUUUUAAGUUUUUUAAACAUUUCUAUUGAAUUUGUUGGGGUUUUUUUUGACUGUUUUGUUAUCAGUGCCUUAUCGAGUGAGACACUCCAUGUAUUUUUUCUUUUUACAGUGGUUAAAAACAAAAAACAAAACCAAAAAAAAAACACAAAAAAAAACCAACUGCUUUGACUCAGGAACCGGCAACGACAUAUACGGUAAAUAACCACAGCAAUCUUUCGUUUUCCAUCUUCAAGGUCCUUUUAAAGUCCAUACAAAGACAAAACAGGCCACCUUUGUUUUAGUGCCACACUGAACUAAAAAAAAAAAAAAGACAAGGGAAAAAAAUGCAUCACUCCAAAGAAGAAGAAAAAUAGCGAAUGAUUAUAAAUGGUGUCUUUUAUGAUUAUUAAUAGUGGUAUGAUUGUCUGUUCAGUGCCUAUGAGGACUAUGUGUGGCUCCAAGGAGGCGUAACAAGAGAGACUGUGUGAUUGUGUGUUUUUUCCACAAAGCAGGGUUUCCCAAAUGAGAUCCAGAACCUUACAACAACAACAACAACAAAAAAACAUAAUGUAUUGCCAUUACAUUGACAUAUUCUGUGCAUUAACUAAUGAUAAUUAGCACAACAGGUACCUAUUUGGUCAUGUCUUUAUUUCAUUAAACAAUUCAACAUGUCUGAAAGUUCUCCAUGUUUAUUCACCCCAGUGUUUAACAUGUUUUACCAUUUUUUAAAGUGAGAGAAAAAAAUAUAUUUAUGUUACCAGUAAAUUAAAAAAAUGGAUGUGUGACCCAUUUGGGCCCUUAACCUGCAAAUUGGGGAACCCUGCUAUAAAGUAAGCUGGAAUGUCUUUUUUUAUACAUAUAGUAUUUGCUUUUAAUGUAUGUGCAUAUGUUUUUAUCGCCAUAAAAGUGCCAUAUUGAAUAUUAAUCUGCUUUUUCCCCCCCUAAGUUAUUUUGCGUUGAUUGAAGGGAGUAAAAAGCCACAGAGUUAAAAUAACGACAACAAAAAAAGCUAUUAAAUGUGGAGUAUAUCAGAAGUUAUAAAAGUAUAUAUUCUUUUGUUAUAUCUAAUCUUGUAUUUAUCAAACAAUUUAUAACAGAAUGUGAAUGUAAAGUAUUUGAAAUGUUUUUCCUGUCAUAUCACGGUGUUUGAUGUGCUAGCUCCUGUUAAGAAGAUUAAGAAGUCAAACCGUUCUUCAGCGGAAUCCCGGGUGUUCACGGCUAACGACGACACCCUGGCUUUCCUGGACUAUGUUUAUAAUAAAUAGUGUGUAUAAUAAUAUACUAUAAUGUGACUGUUUGAACGUGAGUGACAAAUAUCUAUGAAGAAGUAUUCACACUAUGAUAAUAAAGUAUUUCUUCUACACCAACA
This is a messenger RNA of Dunckerocampus dactyliophorus (ringed pipefish), 4387 nucleotides long. RefSeq names its product solute carrier family 6 member 2 (gene slc6a2). Gene Ontology annotation, biological process: dopamine uptake involved in synaptic transmission; sodium ion transmembrane transport. Gene Ontology annotation, molecular function: norepinephrine:sodium symporter activity; dopamine:sodium symporter activity. The record is from RefSeq and is a predicted model, not a curated record. Gene Ontology annotation, cellular component: presynaptic membrane; neuron projection; neuronal cell body membrane. Bases 281 to 2158 code for a protein of 625 amino acids. NCBI's taxonomy places the organism in Eukaryota, Metazoa, Chordata, Actinopteri, Syngnathiformes, Syngnathidae. The transcript is spliced from 15 exons.